CUCUGCACCGGCAGACCCAUUGUUGAGCCGAUUGUUGAUGGAGAGCGGCAGCAGCCAGCCGCAGUCGCCCGCCCCGCAGGCGGAGGCGGCCCCUGCCCCAUCGCCACCCCCACCGACAGAGGAACAACCCUUCCUGGAGACAGACACCCCUGAAGUAGCCACCGACGAAGAGGUGGUCACCGACAAGGGCGCCAUGCUCAUCGUCAUGACCGCCGUCGAUCCGAACGACCUGCAACAGCCACCCCCGCCACCCCCGUCCGCCUCCAUCCUUAUUCCUGCAGACGAAUUCCUCAUUAGUUCAGCACAACUCAAUGAAGAAAGACGGCGCAAGGAAUUAGGUCUGGUUGAGGGCGGCGAGCAGGCGGGCCCUGUGUUCCUCACAGCCACACACAUGGCUGAGCUGGGGGCGACCGAGGGGGCCGCGCCGCCCCGCUCAGACGGCGACCCCGACAACUGGCGAGCCUACUACGAACAUCCUUUGACCGCAGCAACCUCAGCUAUGCUGAACAUAAGCGGUGGUGGCCACGAAGAACAACAAACAGCCUCCAUGGGCUUCAUCUACGAUUACUACAAACCACAGGACAAGGAGAGUCUGAAAAUCGGCCCACAGGCCAAUGCGGCCACUCUGGCGGCCGCCUCCACCCUCAGCGACUUGUGGCAAACGUCCAACUCGGGAAUGCUUCCUCCGCACCAUCACAAGCUGACCAAUGGCCUCUCGGUGGGCGGAGCGGGCCUCCUCGCCGGCCCUGCCCACGACUACUCGUCGUCGUCGCCGGCGGCGCCCUCGGCGGCGCCGAGUCCUGCAAGGGACGGCGCCGAUUCGCCGCGCCGAGCGUCGCCGGCCGGUACGGAACUUUUGUUCGUCACUCCCGGGCUAAGCGUGAAGCGCGAACCCGAGGACCUGAGCCAGCCGGUGCCCCGAAAGCAAAUGUUGCUUGACCGGGUCGUCGACGCCGCCAAAGUGGCUUCGAGCAGACACGGCACCGACAGCGUUCUCGUACUCGGAAGGAAAGCAGUCAAGCAGGACGAGUUUGGAGGUCGGGGCAGUCCCGUGGACGAAGCCCUUCUGCUCAAGGCGCCGAUUCCGCCGUACGCGACGCAAAUGUUCGGCGUUUCGCCUGGCGGCGGCGGCGCCACCUUCGAGUACGCGCAACAGUCGCAGCAGUCGGCGGCCAACUACGCGGCCGCCUCGCCCGGCCGCACGUCCAGCGCCUCCUACACAGAGCCCUACUACCGCGACUACUUCGGCGCCGACUAUCAGCGCCAGUACGCGGCGGCCGACGGCGCCGACUCGGCCACGGGCGUCACGACCAGCACGGCCAGCGCCAUUUCCAGCGCCUUCGUCGAACGCUACGUUCGUCAGAGCGCGGUUUACAAGACGGGCAACGUGGCGCUGACCGUUGACCUGCCCUCGCCAGACAGCGGCAUCGGCACCGACGCCAUCACCCCCAGGGACCAGACGGCCAUUCAACAGAGUUUCGACUACACCGACAUGUGCCAGAAUCCGCUGCUCCCCGAGACGCUGAACCAACAGCGGUCCAACAGUUCCGGCAGCCUGGCCUCCCCCAACGCCUCCAACACCUCCAUCGGCACCCCCGGGGGCCGCUCCAGGCCGUGGCACGACUUUGGCAGGCAAAACGACGCGGACAAAGUGCAGAUUCCAAAAUUAUUCUCACAGUACGGUUUCCGUUACUUCUUGGAAACGCCGAUCUCGACGAGUCAGCGCCGCGAGGACGACAGAAUCACCUACAUCAACAAGGGCCAGUUUUACGGAAUCACCCUCGAGUACCUGCCUGACCCUGAGUCGGCCAUCAAGUUCCAAACUGUCAAGAGCGUGGUGAUGCUGAUGUUCCGCGAAGAAAAGAGUCCCGAGGACGAAAUCAAAGCGUGGCAAUUCUGGCACAGCCGCCAACACAGCGUCAAGCAACGCAUCCUGGACGCAGACACGAAGAACAGCGUCGGACUGGUCGGAGUGAUAGAAGAGGUUGCGCACAACGCGAUCGCCGUCUAUUGGAAUCCGCACGAGUCUUCGGCAAAGAUCAACGUGGCCGUUCAGUGCCUGAGCACGGACUUCAGCAGUCAGAAAGGCGUCAAGGGCCUGCCGUUGCACUUGCAGAUCGACACCUACGAAGACCCGAGGGACGGACCGGUUGCCCACAGAGGAUAUUCCCAGAUCAAAGUCUUUUGUGAUAAGGGUGCCGAACGCAAAACGCGGGACGAAGAACGACGAGCGGCCAAGCGCAAAAUGACGGCCACUGGCCGCAAGAAGCUGGACGAACUUUACCACCCACCGGGUGAGCGUUCCGAGUUCUACAGCAUGAGCGACCUGACGAAGCCUCCGGUGCUCUUCUCGCCGGCCGAAGACAUUGAUAAGCUGACCUCGAUGGAGCUGCAGGGCUUUUAUGGACAUCCCGACCCGGAUAGUUCUAGUCUUUCAAAUGGGGACGGAGCGCUGGGCCGGUCGCAUGUGGCGUCUCCGACGUACCUGCUGCACGCCAAGCCAUUGCACCACCACCCUCCCACCCCGACCACCCUUAAGUUCCACAACCACUUUCCCCCAGACCACCCAGGGUUCGGUCAGGAAAAGAAAGAUGUUCUAGAGGACACGGUCUUCAACAGUCCAACUCAACCACCCUUGAAAAGGCCAAAACUUCAACCUUCACCCUCACCCCUGCACCAUCAGGUGGCACACAGCCCUGGUGGUCUCGGGAGCGGUGGGCCGCCGCCUUUGAGUGAAAGGGUGAUGCUCUAUGUGCGGCAGGACUCUGAGGACAUUUACACACCCUUGCAUGUGGUGCCGCCAAGCACUGCAGGCUUAAUGCACGCGAUUGAAUCAAAGUACAAAAUUUCAACUUCCGCCAUUUCUAACUUGUAUCGCAAAAACAGGAGGGGGAUUACAGCCAAACUUGACGACGACAUGCUGAGGUACUACCUUAAUGAAGACCUGUUCAUCGUCGAGUUCAAGCAGGUCAAGGGCGAAGAUUCGUACGAGGUGACUUUGUGCGAGGUGGACGACCGUUGAUCUGUGACCCCGCCAAGUGCCAUUAACUCGCGCGUAACUCUCACAUAAACUUUGAUCGUUUUUUAUAUAUGAAAGGAAGAAAGUUGCAUUGGAAAAAUCAAACGCUGUGAUUCGACGAUGAAAUUCGAGAAAAAUUUCGUUCCAAGCUGAUCAACAUUUAAGAUACUUUUAUACGGCUCGACAAGAGUACAAAAACGGAAGAUUUUCUUUUGCUGAGAAAGAGAGAAAUGAUUUUUUUUGCGUUUAUCAUGGAUGAUUUGUCUCAUUUUUUAUAUAAAUGUAUAAAAUUAAGUUGUUAAUUUAAUGAAGCAGAGAACAAAAAUAAGCUAUUUUUUUGUGUACACAUUGUGUUUUUUACAAGUUGUAGUUGUGUAAAAAUUAAUGCUCAAAUAAGUAAAACGUGUUUUGCAUGCUUAGAUUUAACUGUGGAGCAGACGCAAAGAAAAGUGACUAAACAAAAGGCGUUCAAGGCGGCGGUGGAUCUCUUAUUGCCUAUGCAAAAAAUAAUUGAAAAUAUUCUAGAUGAGGAUAAUUAAAGCAAAUUCGGGCCAAGCCCGACUGAAAUUUUUGCCGCGCUGGUGUUUUCUGUGAUUUUAUAAUUAUUAAAUUUGUGUGUUUUUAGUUCAACACCAGCGUCACCCACAAUGAAAAAAUCCACCGCCAAAACUCUUCAAAAAAAUAUUUUAAUCUAGUUUCCAGAAUGUAAAAAAAGAAAUAAGUCGUAUGAGGAAAAAAAAGUAAAAAUGUUUUUGUGUUAAUUUAUUUGAUCUCAAGUGAAAAGAAUCCAAUCAAACUCAUUGAACUGCCUCAAAAGUGGAAAAUCAAAAUUAGAACUGAUUGUGCUCAAGUUUCAAACGUUUACUCAAAAAUCAUGAUACUUCACAAUGCACCAACAACAAUGAACCGAUUGUUGCUCACUUAAUAAUCAAAAAUUAAUGUAAAAUCUCGUUUGCCAUCCGCCUCUCUAGAUAGAUAUUUUGUGUGUAAAGUAAAGCUCUCUCUGCCUAACCCAUUGUACAAUUAAUUAUUUUUUGACAUGAUGUAUUUUGUAUGGAUUUAAAUAAUAUUAUAUAUAUAAACCCCUGUCGCAAUAAAAUUGUUAAACAUGGCAGGUCGCGCGCAAAAUGAAACAAAUUACACAAGACAUUUAAGGGGCCAGCCAAAAACGGAUGAUCGCGAUCUCGAGCAGUGCCCUCGUCGUUAUAUUAUGUAUUAAUUUUUUAUCUUAAUUAUUUUGCAUGUGUACGCUGUGCCAUUUUUACACUCACGACCCAUACGUUCACUCACUUUUCACAGUUUGUUUUUUAUAUAAAUACUUUCACACUGCCCGCAAAAAUCCGAGAAACAAAUCGACAAAUAUGUUUUGUAAAAGUAGAGGAUAAAUGAUUUGUAGUUCCCAGCUCGGCUGGUUGCUCGUCAACAAUUAAAUCUGCGAAUCUGGUGUUGAAAUCAAAAUGAACACAAAUAAACUGCCUGGGGAUUCUGUUGUACUCAAACGAUCAA
Neocloeon triangulifer is the source of this 4525-nucleotide messenger RNA. RefSeq names its product protein grainyhead (gene grh). NCBI's taxonomy places the organism in Eukaryota, Metazoa, Arthropoda, Insecta, Ephemeroptera, Baetidae. The coding region runs from base 38 to 3022 and encodes 994 amino acids. The record is from RefSeq and is a predicted model, not a curated record. The transcript is spliced from 18 exons. Gene Ontology annotation, molecular function: RNA polymerase II cis-regulatory region sequence-specific DNA binding; DNA-binding transcription activator activity, RNA polymerase II-specific. Gene Ontology annotation, cellular component: nucleus. Gene Ontology annotation, biological process: regulation of transcription by RNA polymerase II.